This is a messenger RNA of Trichogramma pretiosum, 1126 nucleotides long. Its product is annotated as F-box only protein 6-like. Lineage: Eukaryota; Metazoa; Arthropoda; Insecta; Hymenoptera; Trichogrammatidae. The coding region runs from base 150 to 974 and encodes 274 amino acids. The transcript is spliced from 4 exons. Gene Ontology annotation, molecular function: protein binding; ubiquitin protein ligase activity. Gene Ontology annotation, biological process: glycoprotein catabolic process; SCF-dependent proteasomal ubiquitin-dependent protein catabolic process. The record is from RefSeq and is a predicted model, not a curated record. Gene Ontology annotation, cellular component: cytoplasm; SCF ubiquitin ligase complex.
UGUUAGAUUAGCUGCUGUGCGUUUGUAGAUCUGAAAAACAAUUUCAUUCCCAAAAAAUUGAAACUUUCCUCUUGCCGAGUCGUUGCGAAGGGUUCAGGAUCAAAAACUCGAGAACUCGUUCGAUGAUCGUGUAAUUAAUCAAUCUCCAAAUGACAACGCCGGCGAAAAGGGCAAAAGUCGAUUCGUCGUCGCCGUCGCCUCCUGCGAGCAUCAAUCGAUACAUCCCCGACGAGAUCUGGAUCGAGAUUCUCAGUCACGUCGACAAUCGAACUCUGCCGCGAUGCCGCUUCGUCUGCAAAGACUGGAACAGCAUGAUACGCGGCUUCGUCUGGCGAAAGAAGGCCGAGCGCGCGAUCGGCAAGGCACUUCCCGCGGCCGAGUGGACCACCUAUUAUCUCAUCUGCGCGGGUCUGCCGAUGUACAAAAAUCUGUUGAAGAACCAUUCCGGUGAGUCGGGUCUGCGCGAGCGCGGCAAUUGGACGAUUUUGAAGAACGGCGGCACGGGCUGGGACGUGGAGUCGAUCAACAAAGCCAACGGGCCCAAGGACUCGUCUUGGAGCGGCGAAAAGCACUGCUUCGUUACGUCGUUCAACGAGUGCGUGAUGGAGCAGACCGUCAAUCUACGCGACGCCGGCUUGUCCGAUUACGUUCUGGACGUUCUUCGGCCGACGAUCAAGGUCACCGAGUGGUUUCGCAGCGGAGCCGAUCGACCCGCCGAGUACGAGCUCAGAAUCAAGUUGUACGGUCAGAAAUUGACCGAUAUCAUGGAGACGAUAGAUUACGCCAAAGUUAUCGAGUACGAACAAAUAAACCAGUGGUUCAAGUUCACUCACGAAAUAAACGAUUACGGCAAGGGGUUGAGAAACAUCAAAUUUUGGCACCGGGGCUACGAUCGCAGCCAAACGCCGGGCAAUUAUGGCACUAAAAUGGCUGGCGCCUGUAUAAGCUUAGAAAUGAGAGACGAUGUCAAAUAAAAGGUAUCUGCGGCACUAAAAUGUGGAAAUUUAUAAGACAAAAUAUACCGUCUGAUACAAUUAACAUGCGACGAGGCCAAAGAACUGCUCACAUACAUGGACUUUUGGGAAAUUUUUACAAGCUUGGAUAAAUUGGAUCAUCUGCCUCAACA